GGGAGAGCGGAUAUAGUGAAUGGGGGGUCCAGGCAGAGCAGAUAUAGUAAAUGCAGGGUCCAGGGAGAGCAUAUAUAGUGAAUGCAGGGUCCGGGGAGAGCAAAUAUAGUGAAUGCAGGGUCCAGGGAGAGCGGAUAAAGUCAUUGCAGGGUUCGGGGAGACCGGAUAUAGUGUAUGCAGAGUCCGGGGAGAGCGGAUAUAGUGAAUGCAGGGUCCGGGGAGAGCGGAUAUACUGAAUGCAGGGUCUGGGGAGAGAUGAUAUAGUGACUGUAGGGUCCGGAGAGACCAGCUAUAGUGAAUGCAGGGUUCGGGGAGAGCGGAUAUAGUGAAUGCAGGGUCUGGGGGACCAUAUAUACCAUAUCACUAGAGGGGGUCACCGGCAGGAGGAACGAGGGGUCACUGGCAGGAGGAAGGAGGUCCUGAUUCGUCCAGGGGUCAUCGGCAGGAGGAAGGAGGUCCCG
Molecule: messenger RNA, 461 nt
Organism: Staurois parvus
Lineage: Eukaryota; Metazoa; Chordata; Amphibia; Anura; Ranidae
Source: the annotation of a GenBank genome assembly